ACUGAAACCACACACUAAAACUAAAUAUAAUGACGAUUUGAAAUAAUAAAACAUAGCAAACAAAGUACAAAUUUCCAAGGAAUAUCAAUAAAAGUAACGCUGAUUUCACACCGGGUACAUUUGUCAUUGAAUUAGUUUUGUAUUCUGUCACAACAGAGUAUUAGUAUUACACAGUUACACAAUUUUUAAAUCCUACUGUGAAAUCAGCGGUGUGGCCUGGCCUCUUAUAAUCGGUGGAAAUCUGUGGCCUGGCCUUCGCUUCUGUGGAAUAUCAAAGAUGAAUCUUUGGACUGCCCGAUCGGUAAUGCACUGCUUGAUCCGGCAGGCCCAUAUAUUGGCCAGAAACAGAAUCAAAGUGCUGCCGUCGCAACAACAUGCCGCGCCGGUAUAUGAUCGCCGACGUUCGUCUCAUGGAAAACUAUAUGAAAUGGUAAAAAAGCGUACGCUUGAGGCACGCACUAAAUCUCAGGCUCAGAAAUACCCGAACCAAAAUGUUUGUGUGAAAAGAUACAGGGAGGAGGAGGAGGUGGAGUACGAUACCGAUGUUGCAGAGUCUCCUCCUUCUUGUUCACAACAACAACAACAACCACUGCCUCCGCCUCAUUUUCAAGCAAAAUAUCAAGAGUACAAUAGCCAGGCGGCUGACCAUAAGUCAAAGUUCCCAGGGGCCUAUGCGACCAGCAGCAAGUACAUGUCCACCGCCAAGGAGGUGCUCAAGUCUUCAGAAGUUACAGGCCCCUUGAUGGAUUGCAACAAAAAACAAACAACCAAGGAUCCUUGUGAUCAGUUUAAGCAAAUGCGUUUGGAAACUGAACAGGUACAAUGUCCGCCGGGUGGAGGAGCUGGCGGUGGCGGCGGCGGCGGCGGUGGAGGCGCUGGAGACGGCGGCAAGGAUUGUGAAGACCCAAACAAAUCGCUGAAAUUGAAAUGCCUUAUGGGUGCCCUGGCCGCACUGGUGGCUGGUGGAUUGAUUGCCUGGUUUCUGGCGAGUACAAAAAAAGAUGAUAAGUCAGGAGGGUCAGGCAGCGGCGAUGGCAGUGGCGCCGGCGCUGGACUUAAUUCAGCAGAGGCUAGGAAACGCGCCCAGUUGGCAGGACUUUUAACAAGUCCUGACAGCUCUGAGAAGCUGCCCAAACAUGUGCCUUACUUGAUCAUUGGCGGUGGCACGGCCGCCUUCUCUGCAUUCCGUUCCAUCAAGUCGAACGAUGCCAAGGCCAAGGUGCUGAUUGUUAGCAAUGAAUACCGCAAACCCUAUAUGCGUCCGCCCCUAUCCAAGGAGCUGUGGUACACGCCCAAUGCCAACGAAGAUCCCAUCAAGGAUUAUCGCUUUAAGCAAUGGACUGGCUCCGAACGAAGCUUGUUCUUUGAACCGGAUGAGUUUUUCGUGGAUCCCGAAAAGCUGGAGGACAGUGUAAAUGGUGGUAUAGCCGUCGCCCAAGGAUUCUCAGUGAAGAAGGUGGAUGCCCAAAAUCGCACUGUGACAUUGAACGACGGCUGUAAGAUCACUUACAAUGAGUGCCUCAUUGCCACAGGCUGUGCCCCCAAAAAUCUGCCCAUGUUCCGUGAUGCAGCGCCCAAUGUCCGCGAGAAGGUGAUGGUCUAUCGCACACCCGAUGACUUUGAUCGCCUGCGACGCUAUGCCACCGAGAAGCGUUCAAUUACGAUUGUGGGCAAUGGCUUCAUUGGCAGCGAACUGGCCUGCUCCCUGGCCCACUACUCAAAGGAGAAUGGCGGUGGCAAGGUCUAUCAGAUCUUCCAGGAGAACGGCAACAUGUCCAAAGUCCUGCCCAACUAUCUGAGCCGCUGGACCAUGGCCAAGAUGAAGAAUCAGGGUGUGUGUGUCAUACCCAAUGCCAGCAUCAAGUCUGCCACCAGAGACGAGGACUCACUCAAAUUGGAACUGAACAAUGGCAUGACCCUGCUCUCCGAUAUUGUGGUGAUAUGUGUGGGCUGUUCGCCCAACACGAAUCUGGCAUCGCCCAGCAAACUGGAGGUGGAUCGCAGCCUGGGCGGUUUCGUGGUCAAUGCAGAGCUGGAGGCACGCCGUAAUCUGUAUGUGGCUGGCGAUGCCUCAUGCUUCUACGAUCCUUUGUUGGGCCGGCGACGUGUGGAGCAUCAUGAUCAUUCGGUGGUCUCCGGCAAACUGGCCGGCGAGAAUAUGACGGGAGCAAAGAAACCCUAUGUGCAUCAGAGCAUGUUCUGGUCAGAUUUGGGCCCUGAAAUUGGCUACGAGGGCAUUGGCUUGGCGGACUCUUCACUGCCCACUGUGGGCAUCUUUGCACUGCCAUCGGCCACCGGCGGACGCUCGAGCACAGAUAACUUGACCGAAAAUCGCGAGGAAGACGAUGGCAGCAAGCACACAAUAAUAGUUGAUGACAAAACCAAUGCAGAGGCGGUGACCUGUGAUGAUGAUGCCAACGAGGAGCAGCCCAACUAUGGCCGUGGUGUGAUCUUCUAUUUGAAGAACGAAAAGAUCGUGGGCGUUCUUUUGUGGAACCUGUUUAAUCGCGUAGGCUUAGCUAGGACAAUUAUUAAUCAGAAUAAGAAGUACGAUGACCUCAAUGAGGUUGCCAAGUUGUUUGAGAUUCACUCUUAGUAGUGGUUCUUGCCCCCCCCCACCCACCACCCUAACCACCUCCCGUCAACUCCCCACAAAAAAAAACUAUAUGUACAUAUGCGAUUUGCCGCAAUCGAACAGAAAUUUUAGUUCUAGUUUUUCGUUUCCCCCACCCUUUAGUCCAAUCACUCCAUGCCCACAUAGAUAGAUCCAUACCAAA
Messenger RNA from Drosophila obscura, 2777 nucleotides. RefSeq names its product putative apoptosis-inducing factor 1, mitochondrial (gene AIF). The transcript is spliced from 7 exons. Gene Ontology annotation, cellular component: cytoplasm; mitochondrion. Bases 278 to 2596 code for a protein of 772 amino acids. Gene Ontology annotation, molecular function: NAD(P)H oxidase H2O2-forming activity; protein dimerization activity; FAD binding. NCBI's taxonomy places the organism in Eukaryota, Metazoa, Arthropoda, Insecta, Diptera, Drosophilidae. The record is from RefSeq and is a predicted model, not a curated record. Gene Ontology annotation, biological process: apoptotic process; mitochondrial respiratory chain complex assembly.